AUGCUCAGGUUUCAUCUGGCCGCCAUGAUCGGCUCCCGUUGGCUGCAAGCAAUACUAGCAGCACCCACCACUGCGCCUCCCAACUAUGGCUCAACCUCGACGACCGGGGAGACGCCAUCAUAUUACCCCGGUGAACCAUGCGUACUGCCCGGACCAGAGACACGCACGAAUGUAUGCUAUGUGGAUACAAUAGGGACUGGUGAUGAUGCGCCCGCUAUCGUUGAUGCUUUCCAAAGAUGCGGCAAGGAUGGGAAAGUCGUCUUCAACGCAACAACCUACCACAUCGACUCCGUCAUGAACACCACAGGACUAUCAAACGUUGAAGUCGAUGUUCAGGGUACUUUGCUCUGGGGAACGGACAUCGAUUACUGGCUUAGCCACAGUCUUCCAGUAGGCUACCAGAAUCAGUCAUCAGCAUGGUUCUUCGGAGGCGACCAAAUCCAUCUCCACAGCAGUACGGGCACCGGAUCUUUCGAUGGCAACGGCCAAGUCUGGUAUGACUUCACGAACGGAGCCUCCAACUACCCAAGAAGACCACAUCAAAUCACAUUCAGCCAUCUGACCAACUCCGUCAUCGAAGACAUGCGAUUCCUGCAAAGCCAAAUGUGGACCAUGACCUUGAUCAACAGCGAGAACGUACUACUGCAAGACAUCUACGUCAACUCGACAGAUGCUGCCAAAAGAGAUCAAUAUGGACCGCUGAACACCGAUGGCGCUGAUACGAUCUACUCCAAUAACAUCACCUUUGCCCGUUGGGUGGUGGACUGCGGUGAUGAUCACAUCUCUCCAAAGGCAAACAGCUCGAACAUACUGGUCGAGGAUGCUACCUUUUACCACGGCAGUGGCAUAGCGUUGGGCUCCAUCGGCCAGUUUGCUGGUCAAUACGAGUUCAUCGAGAACGUCACGGCACGGAACAUCGAGACGACUGGGGCGCGGCAAGGCGGGUACAUCAAGACAUGGACCGGCGUCCAAAAAGGCAAUCCCCCCAACGGCGGCGGCGGUGGAAAAGGCUACAUGAAGAACAUCGUCUUCAACAACUGGACACUGCGCGACGUUCCUCUCGCUGUCGACAUCACGCAAUGCGUCAACUUCGAGGGCGGGACAGGCGAUUGCGACACUAGCACUUUCCAGGUCAGUAAUCUACACUGGACUGCUAUUCGAGGCACGCAGAGGAACCGAGAAGUGGCGCGACUGCAAUGCUCGGCUGCGGCGCCUUGUACUGGUGUUGAGAUCAGUAAUGUCAAUAUGACUGUGCAGGGCACUGGUGAGCUUGCUACGGAGUAUUUGUGUAGUAAUGUUGUUGGGCCUGUUGGGUUUAGGUGUGGUGGGGUUGCUUGA
Fulvia fulva is the source of this 1338-nucleotide messenger RNA. RefSeq names its product Alpha-L-rhamnosidase rgxB. The transcript is spliced from 2 exons. Gene Ontology annotation, molecular function: polygalacturonase activity. The record is from RefSeq and is a predicted model, not a curated record. Bases 1 to 1338 code for a protein of 445 amino acids. Gene Ontology annotation, biological process: carbohydrate metabolic process. Lineage: Eukaryota; Fungi; Ascomycota; Dothideomycetes; Mycosphaerellales; Mycosphaerellaceae.